This is a messenger RNA of Symbiodinium sp. CCMP2456, 2415 nucleotides long. Lineage: Eukaryota; Dinophyceae; Suessiales; Symbiodiniaceae. The record is from the annotation of a GenBank genome assembly.
AUGUGUGUAGUCAUUGAUGAUGGCAAUGCGAAGUGCUGGGGAUGGAAUGCAUAUGGCCAAUGUGCAAUCGGAACAAGUGCGGACGUCGGCGGUGUGGGCUUUGACGGAACUUCUCCUGUUGCCAUGCUGGGCGCAGGCCGAACGGUGCAGCAAGUGGCUGGAGGCUGGUACCACAUGUGUGCCUUGCUUGAUGGCGGGAGUGUGAAAUGCUGGGGCUGGGGAGGAGAAACGCUUGGGUAUGGAGAUACCACGAACCGGGGAACAAACGUUAAUGAACUUGGAGAGAAUCUACCAGAAGUUGACCUCGGGACGGGCAAGGUAGCAAAAGCACUCUAUUCGGGCUAUGGCUCCAUCUGUGUCAUCCUCACAGAUGACUCGACCAAGUGCUGGGGGAAAGCUCCUGAGGUGCCAUACGGAGACAGCGUCGUGCGCGGGACUGCACCCGGCGAAAUGGGUGACAAUCUCUCGACCAUCGACUUCGGCACAGGAAGGCACGCAACUCACAUCAGCACGGGUGAUAACAUCGGAUGUGCUGUCCUGGAUGAUGGUGGUGUGAAGUGUUGGGCAGCCAGCAAUGCAGCGGGAAAACUUGGACAAGACAUCACUGGCCUGGCGAUGGGAGAUUCCUUUCCCCCCAUCCGCCUGGGAACUGGAAAGGUUGCUGUCAAAGUUUCAACGAAGACUUCACAUGCCUGUGCCGUUUUCGACGACGGUACGCUGAAGUGCUGGGGCCCCAAUUCUAAUGGCCAACUAGGGCUGGGAGACAGUCUUAAUCGUGGUGAGACAGGUGUGGAGAUGGGGGACAACCUCCCUGCUGUGGACGUGGGCACAGGCCGUACAGUCACGAGCGUCAGCGUCAGCGCCUCCUUUACAUGCGCUGUUCUUGAUGAUGGUAGCUCGAAAUGCUGGGGCAGCUCGGGAAGUAAUGGACAGUUGGGACAAGGAGACAGCAUUUCUCGAGGAGCAGCAGCCAACACGAUGGGCGACUACCUGCCCCCGAUUGACUUGGGCAUUAACCCUCUCAAGCGCUACAGCUACAACGAGUACCUCCACGUCAAAAACAUCCUCAUCCACAAUAACCUCUACAACGACUCGCUCAGCGACGACAACCUCCACUUCGACAACCUCAACGACAGACAGCUCUGUGACAACAAGCUCCGCAACGAUGCUACAGAGUCCACAGUUACCCCCACCGAGCCGCCUCCUUUGGAUGAUCAGGCCUUUGCGCGGCUGGAGCAACAGAGAAAGGAGGAGGCUGCGGCAGCGGUGAACGCGCUGGACUCUGCCGAGGAGGCAGCAGUUGGUCAGUCGCUGCAGUUGUUGUCGUCCUUGCUGGAGAACAGCAACGCCACGGACGGGGCGGUUUUCCUUGCCGAAGUGUCUGUGGCCACUGAUGCCGGAGUUCUGAAGGUUGUGGCCUUGUCAGCCACCUCGGUUGCGCCUGAGAGCAAUGUCAGCGUCGGCGGCGAGGACGGGACCAGCGUCACCGUGCCGGGGACUGUCCUGCAGCAAGCCGCAGCUGCUGCCGGCUCGGGUUUAGUCUUGCUCAGCGUCACAUCACUUUCGGAGAAUGUCACGGACAAGAUUGGCAGUGACGAUGCCCGGUUGGGUCGGCGGCUAGCCACGGCGGCUUCCGCGCUCAGAGGGCAGUCAGUCAGCCUCAACUUCCGUGAUGCAGAAGGGAGGCGGAUAGAAGUCAAGAACCUGGAAACCCCCAUGGAGAUGGUGCUGCAAGUGGAAAACGAGAAUGCUACCUGUGCCUACUAUGACGAAGCAACCUUGAGUUGGUCAGAAGAGGGCCUGGAGACAGUUAUGGACGGCAUACCUGGGCAAAUCACUUGCCGUACGACGCAUCUCUCAAUCUUUGGAGGUGUUCUACAAUUUGUCCUCUCCAAUGUCAUAGCCACUUUGAAGUGCAGCACGGCGGCGCAGCUACUCUCUGCAGAAGCCCUCGCCAUGCUGGGUACGUCUGCUUGGCUCAGCUACGGGCCCUCCGUGGUGAUUUUCGUCUCCUUAGCUGUCUUCGCGAUGGUUUUCGGCUGUGCUUUACGCAUGGAUCGCCGUGCCAACCAAGCCAUCCCUUGGGAGAAGAAGGAGCCUGUUCUCCUGCGCAAGAAGACGACAGUUGCACAGUUGAUUGAGGAGCUGCCUCCGGAGGAGCCGAAAACGUGCUGGGAGCGCAUUAAAAGCGUCAUCGGGGCGGCUGUUGACUGGACACUGUGGUUCAUUGGCUUGCUCUUCGGAUACGAAAACUUGGCUGAGGUUGUAAAGGAGUUCCUUCCCAACGCCCCGGUCUCCACCGUGAAUCGAUGUAUCACCACCAUCCAUGCGCACAAGACCGGAACCUCCAGAGACAGCAUCGACGGUGUCAAAAAGCUGUCCAAGACCUUCUCCCGCUCCAUGAGCAUGACAUGA